AUGUCCGACCACAAUGACCCCAGGCCAUUGACUUCGGCGUUUGAAAGCCCGACAUAUGGAGAGGACAGUUCCUUUCACGUGGACCAACCAGUUGGUUCUAUGUCAAUAUCGCCAUGCGGUCGAGACGUUGUACUAGCCUCGAAGGAGGGCCUUCACAUUAUCGACUUGGACUCCCCAUACUCCCCGCCUAGAUAUCUUCCACACCAUACACCCUGGGAGGUGGCGGAUGUUCAAUGGUCGCCGUUUGCUGCUCGAGACUAUUGGGUCGUGAGCACUUCGAACCAGAAGGCGUUGGUAUGGAACCUGGCGAUGAAGAGUUACCAAAACUCUAUUGAACAUGUCUUGCAUGCACACACCCGGGCUAUCACGGACAUCAACUUCUCUGCGCAUCAUCCUGAUAUCUUGGCGACAUGUGCCGUCGACAGCUUCAUCCAUUGUUGGGAUCUCCGGGUUACUUCCCGGCCGGCUAUCUCGUUCUCGGAUUGGUUUGCUGGAGCAACUCAGGUCAAAUGGAACCGACAAAAUCCGAACAUAAUUGCCAGCUCCCAUGAUAAAUACCUUCGGAUUUGGGAUAAGCGAAUGGGUGCUUAUCCGAUUCGUUCUAUUGAAGCCCACGAUACCAAGAUUUACGGCGUUGAUUGGAAUAGGGUUCGGCCGGGGGCCUUAGCAACUUGCUCCUUGGACAAAACCAUCAAGUUCUGGGACUAUACUGUUGAGGACGAUGUACCGGAGAAGGUUAUUAAGACUCCAUUUCCUGUUUGGCGAGCACGGAAUACGCCUUUUGGCUGGGGUGUUUUGGCUAUGCCCCAGAGGGGGAACAGUGAUCUCCAUCUUUACAGUCGCAGGGCUCCGGAGAGCGCGGAGUCUGACGGUCAUCUUCCCCCUGUGCAUAGCUUUCCCGGCCAUAAAGGCCAAGUAAAAGAGUUUCUCUGGAGGGCGCGCGGUGAUGUUGUUGAUGGUAUCGACCACAGGGAAUUCCAACUAGUCUCUUGGGGCACGGAUAAGGAACUGCGCUUACAUCGAGUUGAUCCUGAUGUCCUACAAAGAGUUGGUUACGAGAAGGGUAAAUCGUUCAUAUCCAAUCUGAACAUUACCCGGAAGGGAGCAGUUUAUAGGAGCUUUCGCGAUGAGAACGCUGGCCUGGAACCUGAGGAAGAUGGUGCUAUGUCACCAGCAUUCGAGGCUCCUGCGCCUCCUCCCUCUCGCGGGCCCGGUAUCAAUACCAUAUCAAUUCCGUACGCUCCCGCCUGGAUACAAGGGGGGAACGCCGACUCGAGGAUUGGGAUGAAGAGUAGAUCCGGCUUGCGGGCUGAUACAAAUCCUAUUUCUUGGAUGAGGGGUGUGAAGAUAUCUGGAUGGGAUAUUGAAACUCUUGGAGACGAAAUCACCCACGUGGGUGAAAAGUUCACAAAAGUGGCUUUUGAGUCAGUUGAUAUCAGGCGGCGGAAGGCCACAAUAUCCUUGCAUGGUCCAUGGGGUAUUGAGGGGUCUUCGCUUUUCAUUCGAGUGGACAUCAAAUUCCCGCCGGAAUAUCCUAAAGAUGCGGUUCCCACGUUCAGCGUACAAAAGACUACCGCUGUUAGCGACGAGCUCGCUAGCAAGGUCAUUGCGGAGCUACAGACUAUCUCGGAGACGUAUCUGUCACACAAGCGAGGCUGCCUUGAAGGGGUUGUCCGGUACCUUUUAGGCGAAAGCAGCCUUGAAGAAAGCAUCGCCUGGAUCUUGGGAGAAACAGCGGAAGCAAUCAAAUCACCAACCAAUGGCCACGUUGGGGGCGAUGAGUCCAGUGACGAGGAUGAAGUUGGCUUAUCACAGAGUCAAGACUUAGCAAUGAGUUCAGAACUGAUUCGACCUGUCAAUGCGAACGUGAUGGUUCCCAGGGCCAGGGAGUGCGGGGCAGUCUGGAGCAAUGACGGUCGUCUAGUAUGCUUUUUCCCGACGAAGAAAGAUAAAUCGGCGUAUUCUCUUGAAAACCUUGGGUUCAAGGAGAUGACGAGACUGUCGAGAUCUGAUAACCUCUUUGAGAGAUUCGGACGGUUUGAGACGAGCUCACCAGGGCCACGAAUAACGGGGACUAUUGCAAGCACUGACGAUGGCCAUUCCGAAGACUCCGAUGACUCUGAAGCUGAGACAUCGAGCUCUUCUGGGUCAUCAGGUAUCUUAUCCGGGCUUCAACACCGGUUCCCCACACCCCAGACAUGGCGCAGUGCUGGUAGUCUUGGGUUUUACCGGCCACGCUCGACAGACAAUUCUCAGAGAUCAACUGUCGGCGCGAUGACUUCACAAUCAUCUGACGCACCGCAGAAUGUUAUCUCUAUACAUGACCUCAGUGAUCUAUUGCCGGCCAAGCGAGAGCUCGCCAGUGGAUACCGUAUAUGUGGCAAGGUCGUUGAUGUGUGUGCUCACAAUGCAGCGGUCGCUCUCGAUCAUGGCUACUACGAGCUGGCUCGUAUAUGGGGAUUGGUUAAACUCAUUUUGCAUCAGACAAGAUCAUUUCCAGGUUCAACCAAAUCUAGCAGGACUUCGCGCAUCCAGCGCAAAGACAGCGCAGUAGACCUGAGCUACGACGCUCUCCACCCCGCGAAGACAUCCCGUGAUACAGCAAAUGUCGUUCAAUGGGGCAACCAUCCCUUUGGUGGCCAUUGGCUCAUCCCAGCUCUUUUCGCGCACUUCGAACAGAUAGGCGAUAUACAAAUGGUCGCAAUGCUGUCUUGCGUUCUAUACGAGCCUAACCUAGAACGAACCGCGCCAGAACCGUCCCCAAAACAAGCAGAUCAUCAUUCUUUCCCUCUUGAUAUCUCUCAUAACGCCACCUUGGGUACGGACAAAUCGCAAGCGGUGACACCAUUACACGCCACGCCGAAAGAUAGCCAUACCACUCCGGGUACGCAGUAUUCGGGACGUUCGUCGUUGGAAAUCUGGCGAUCAGGCACGACUCCCCCUUAUUCCGCAGGCACGACGCCUCCUUUUCUUUCCCGUGCCGAUGGAUUAGGUAUCGAGCGGAAAGCAGUAACACAGAACCAGUCGUUGGCUGCUUCUCCAGAUCAACAACCACAACCGAGAAGCGCCUCGGGGUUCGGUUCUGCUCUUGCCUCCUCUCUCACCCGGUCUUUCAACACAUUCGCGCCAUCCUCAGCCUCACCACCUGCAGGUGACCUUCUUAGAAGGAGGUUUGCCCAGGUCGAAAGUCCUCGCACUGCCGUAGGAUCGGGGACAUGGACCCCCACCAACUCUACCCCUAAACCUGCAACCGCAAACCUAGAUAAUCUUACUACAACGGCGACAUCCGCCUCGCAAACCCACUCUGAUACAGAGAGUGAGAGGCCCAAUGCGAAGAAUGCAAAUUCGACCAAGAAGGUUCGCAUUACGCUGAAGAAUAAAGGCGCUUUUGAAAGCGAUAACUCUACGCAAGCCCUGUUUAUCGACCCAAAGAAAGAUCGACUGUAUCGCUCUUACCGCAUGGCUUAUGCGCAUCUACUCUCCAUAUGGGGAUUACCGGUACAGCGAAGCGAGAUGUUGAAGAUCGGCGACUUGGAGCAACCGAGUCCCGACGAUAUUCGUGAAGGAAAGCCUAGCGACCCCAGAGACUCGUUCUCACUUCCGCGCCUUCCUCGUACAGCUUCGCCCGAAGCCUUGGCGGACGAGGAUGGCAAAGGGCUCGGGAUCCAACGCCAUUGCAUUAGGUGUGGAGCUCCACAAUUAUCCAUAUUCGCCAUCCAAAGCACCGUCGACGGUGCGGUGACCGCUAAGAACAGCAAGACCAAGGGCGAUGCGACAGCAGUAAUAUGUCCCAAUUGCAAGCCCACGCGGCCACUGCCACUCAAACUUCCUUGCGCCAUUUGCCACGAAGUGGUCGAGGGCAUGCUCACGCCGUGUCUCGGGUGCGGCCACGUCAGCUGCUUUGACUGCUACCGCGAGUGGCUCUCGGUCGUUUCGACCGAACUGCAGCAGCAGGAUGACGAUAGCGACCAAGAGCUAGACUCUCAAUUCUGCCCUACCGGCUGCGGCUGCAAGUGCGCUGAGCACACUAUAACCGAUAUUCCGGCCCUUUCGGAUUGGAGCCGGGCUCCGUCUCCGGUGCACGAGAGCGAGAGCUCCAAUUCCAACUCGGGGUAUAGACAUCAGAACAGACGCGAGGGGUCAAGGUCCAUUGACGGUCUGGUUAACCCGAGUCAUGGUCAUGCUGAGGAUGACCUGGAGCAGUGGGGCGCGUCUCCAUUUGCUUCUCUUGCUCGGGGUCUCGGUGGAGGCCUUAGCAGGGGUUUGCGCGGGAAGGAGGAUAAGCGGAAGUCGAAGACGAGCUCGGCCUUUGUGCCUAAGAGGUCUUCUAUGAAUCAGGUUCUCACUUGA
Messenger RNA from Aspergillus mulundensis, 4350 nucleotides. RefSeq names its product Mtc5p. The record is from RefSeq and is a predicted model, not a curated record. NCBI's taxonomy places the organism in Eukaryota, Fungi, Ascomycota, Eurotiomycetes, Eurotiales, Aspergillaceae. Gene Ontology annotation, molecular function: protein binding. Bases 1 to 4350 code for a protein of 1449 amino acids. The transcript has a single exon.